Molecule: messenger RNA, 315 nt
Organism: Fraxinus pennsylvanica
Lineage: Eukaryota; Viridiplantae; Streptophyta; Magnoliopsida; Lamiales; Oleaceae
Source: the annotation of a GenBank genome assembly
AUGGAUCGACGGAAGUGGAUGAAGGGGUCCACGAAGUACGUUGGAACGACAAUAGUAUCAUAUUCCAGUGGUUUUUCCGGAGAGGAAGAUGAGGUUGAUGCGAGUGAUGAUAACGCUGAUAUUGAGUCUAUAAUGGAGUUGGAGAUGGUAGGGGAAGGGAAGAAGAAGCAUUGGGAGGUGAAGGUCGUGGCUAAAUCGACUGUGUUGGUGGUUUCAAUUCCAGAUUCAAAGUUAGAUAAAGAAUGGUGGUUCGACGUGGUGGAGGAGGCGACUGAGGUGGUAACGGCGGCUGAGCAAUCAAUUGUGAAAUCAUAG